AUGCCUAGCGCAAUCACAGACGAGACCACCUGGGUCACGACUGAAGUCCCAGGACCAUUAUCGAAGCAAAAAAUUGCGGCUUUAAACAAAGUCUUUGACGCAAGAGCCGUUCACUUCGUGGUAGAUUACGAGAAGAGCCAUGACAACUAUAUUGUCGACGUGGAUGGUAACAAAUACCUCGAUGUCUACAGCCAAAUUGCUUCGAUCCCAGUGGGCUACAACAACCCAACCCUCAUCGCGGCUGCCAAGUCUCCAGAAAUGAUCUCCGCUCUCGUCAACCGCCCAGCGACAGGCAAUUUCCCUUCAGAGAACUGGUUCGCACUUCUCACAGAAGGUCUGCUACGCGUUGCCCCUAAAGGCCACAACCAACUCUUUACUGCCCAGUCAGGUUCUGAGGCGAAUGAGCUGGCAUACAAGGCGGCAUUCAUGUAUUACCAACGCCAAAAGCGAGGCGAAGGUGUUGAGUGGAGCGAUCACGAAAUCGAGUCGUCAUUGCAUAACACUACCCCGGGUUCACCAGACCUAUCCAUUCUGAGUUUUAAGAACUCAUUCCACGGACGAGGCUUCGGUAGUUUAUCCACUACGAGAUCGAAAGCUGUUCACAAACUUGAUAUUCCAUCAUUUGAUUGGCCACAUGCAGCAUUCCCAGCACUCAAAUAUCCACUUGAGGACAAUGCUGAAGCCAACAAGGCCGAAGAGGAAGCCAGCCUCCGAGAAGUGGAGGAGCUCAUUACUACCUGGCCAAACCCUGUCGCAGCCGUAAUUGUUGAACCAAUCCAGAGUGAAGGUGGCGACAAUCACGCCUCUCCAGCCUUCUUCCAGGGUCUACGAUCUCUCACGAAGAAACACGGCGUACUACUCAUUGUAGACGAAGUACAGACCGGGUUUGGUGCGACUGGCAAAUUCUGGGGUCAUGAUCACUGGAACUUGAGUACCCCGCCCGACAUGGUCACAUUCUCAAAGAAGGCUCAGACAGCAGGCUAUUUCUUUGGAGAUGCAAAAUUGUGUCCAGACAAGGCUUACCGCCAAUUUAACACCUGGAUCGGCGAUGCCGCACGCGUACUUCUGUGCAAUGCUGUGAUCGAUGAGAUCCUGAAGCGUAACCUCGUGGAACAGACCGCACAAGUGGGAGAACAGCUUUACGCCGCUCUGGAGCAGGUAGCUGCGAAAUACCCGGAUCGCGUGCAUAAUUUGCGCGGCAAAGGUCAAGGAACAUGUAUUGCAUUCGAUACAAUCAAUGCGGCGGGUCUGGUGAAGAAGAUGAAGUCUCUGGGCGUGAAUAUUGGUGUCUGUGGUAAGGAGACUGUCAGACUUCGACCAAUGCUGAUCUUUGAGGCCGAAUUGGUCCCUAAAUUGGUGGGGACUCUCGAGAAGGCCAUUCUGGCAACUUGA
This is a messenger RNA of Exophiala bonariae, 1392 nucleotides long. RefSeq lists its product as uncharacterized. The record is from RefSeq and is a predicted model, not a curated record. The transcript has 2 exons. Gene Ontology annotation, biological process: GABA catabolic process. NCBI's taxonomy places the organism in Eukaryota, Fungi, Ascomycota, Eurotiomycetes, Chaetothyriales, Herpotrichiellaceae. Gene Ontology annotation, cellular component: mitochondrion. Bases 1 to 1392 code for a protein of 463 amino acids. Gene Ontology annotation, molecular function: pyridoxal phosphate binding.